Messenger RNA from Marchantia polymorpha subsp. ruderalis, 1404 nucleotides. The record is from the annotation of a GenBank genome assembly. NCBI's taxonomy places the organism in Eukaryota, Viridiplantae, Streptophyta, Marchantiopsida, Marchantiales, Marchantiaceae.
UGCGGAGGAGCGAAGUUGCCAGAGCAACGAGAGUGUUCGUCCGUCUGUCUGUCAGCGAGCAGGAAGCACAAGGAGGAGCAGAAGAAGAAGGAGCAGGAGGAGGAGGAGGAUUUGCUGCGGGGUCUGGAGAAGUGGCGGCAGUCUCGGAGUCCUGUCACUCUGGGUUGGCAGCGUGUUCUGAGCCUCUGCGGAUUUCGGUCGCUCUUGCGCCUUCUUUUGGUGGUGAGUGCGAGAGCGCGAGCGCGAGCGCCCAGAGCUUUAUUUGCAUUGUCGGGCCGCGGCACGUUCCUUGGGUCAAGCUUAUUUCAGUCGAGAGAGCACGAGGACGUUUGAGGUGCAGGUCGAGCGCGAGAGAGGGAGAGAGGGGGAGGCUGGGCGGGCCUUGUGAGGGUCGAGCGCUGUGCGAGUGCUGCCUGGGGCUGACGGGUUCGCACAAUCUAUGGAAAGGUGAUAGUACUAUGAUGAGAGGAAGCUUUGCAGAAUUUUUCGCUCUCCCCGUUGCAAGCGUUUCUGGUCUCUCUGUAUAGGCACCAUACAUUUGGAAUCUUUCGCCCGAGGACUCGCAAUCCCUCGCUCUACGGUCUUGUCGAGCGCAAUUUUUCUGUCAGCGGAGCAAGAUGUCGGAGAAGUUAGUUGAAAAGUCUGGGAUUCUCGAAAGAAAAGCGAUCAUCAAGAAUGCUGACAUGACGGAAGAUAUGCAACAGGAUGCCAUUGAGUGUGCUACUCAGGCUCUUGACAAGUACAAUGUGGAGAAGGACAUAGCGGCCUACAUUAAGAAAGAGUUCGACAAGAAAUAUAAUCCGACAUGGCACUGCAUCGUGGGUCGCAAUUUUGGAUCAUAUGUUACGCAUGAAACGAAGCACUUCGUGUACUUCUACUUGGGCCAAGUUGCAGUCCUCUUGUUCAAGUCGGGCUAAAUGAGGCGGCUUGUCCCGCAGGAUCGUCAACUCAGCCGAAGUAAACCUUACUCUUGAUCUGUAGGAUGGGUCUCUUUAAGUUGGCGAACUUAGGGAGCAGCUGAAUUCAUCUCAGUCGUCUUACGGGGAGUGUUCCAGUGAAUGCCUUUUGACCUGUCUGUUUGGUGGGGGGACUAAUCAUAUAGAGCGUUCUCUAGUUUCGAGCACACUUGCCGAUCUUUCUAUUUAUCAGACAUUUUCUGCAGAUAGGUCAUUGUGCUAUGACCGCCACUGAUGGAACCAAUACGGAUCUUUCUUAUUGAUAGCAUGUUCAGGCUGAGUUGCUGAAGGCGAUGUAGGAGAAACAGGCAGGGCUACUUCGGUUCAUGUCAUAAGCAUUGUGAAGAUGCUAUUUAAAAAACUGUCAGUGUACAAUAAUUCUUUUGAUCUGACGUCACUGAUUCGGUUUCGGUAAUAUAUUUCAAUACACACUAUUUGCGAAGCUUUG